AUGCAGUCAACUUCAAUACAAGUUUUCCAACAACAACAACAAGAAAUUUCUAAAAUACGUCCUGGAAUAGUCGCAAACUUUAUAUAUAAAGUUGUUGAACUUGCUACCUAUACUUCCGAUUUUGCCGAUGAUGCUAUAAAUAUAUUAACUGGAAGUCAUUCAAAUAGACAAAAUUAUGGUUACGAUGAUAAUGAUGAUGAAAAUGUCUAUGACCAUAAGAAAAAAGAUGUUUCUACUUGGAAUGAAAAUGUAGAAACUGUUGAAGAUGAAGAGCCUCCUCCAUCUUACGAUAAUUCAACUGAAACUAAAUCUUCACUUACAAUUUCUACAUCACUCUCGCAACAAGAUUAUCCAACUACUCAGUCUGAAACUAAACCUUCAUUUACAAUUACUACAUCACCCUUGCAACGAGAUUAUCCAACUACUCAGACUGAAAAUGAACCUUCAUUUACAAUUUCUACAUUACUUUCGCAACAAGAUUAUUCAACUACUCAAUUCAACUUUGAUGUGAAUAUUGUAAUAAUUCAUAUUGUAAGUGCCGGUCAUCUUAUUGAAGCUCAGAUGGGUAUUGUACAAAAUGUGGUUAUUGUAUAUGUUGCAAAAAGAGGUUUAGUAUAA
Rhizophagus irregularis DAOM 181602=DAOM 197198 is the source of this 618-nucleotide messenger RNA. RefSeq lists its product as uncharacterized. Lineage: Eukaryota; Fungi; Glomeromycota; Glomeromycetes; Glomerales; Glomeraceae. The record is from RefSeq and is a predicted model, not a curated record.